Messenger RNA from Humulus lupulus (European hop), 2106 nucleotides. RefSeq names its product pentatricopeptide repeat-containing protein At1g59720, chloroplastic/mitochondrial. Gene Ontology annotation, biological process: RNA modification. Gene Ontology annotation, molecular function: protein binding; RNA binding; zinc ion binding. The record is from RefSeq and is a predicted model, not a curated record. NCBI's taxonomy places the organism in Eukaryota, Viridiplantae, Streptophyta, Magnoliopsida, Rosales, Cannabaceae. The coding region runs from base 173 to 2002 and encodes 609 amino acids. The transcript has a single exon.
UUUUGUUAAUUUCUAUUUUCAUCUGUCUGAACUUAGUUAACUCAAAAGAAGCAAGCCAACUUUCAACUUCUAAUGAUUUAGAACAAAAGAAAGUCUCUUUAGAGAAUUCAAUAGCGAUAUAAAGUUUAAUACAGAUAUAGAAUAAGAAUUUACACAAUCAAAACGCGGCAAUAUGGUUCUGGCAAUCACACCAAGACAUUCUCCUUGUACAGUCGCCAUUGACAACAUUGGAGGGCCUUCAUGCUCCCAUCAAAACCGUCUUAUCCGAUUCUUACACGACUGUACAGACAUGUCUCAGCUCAAACAGAUACACGCUCAGACUUUGCGCACCACUUCCACCGGUAAUAAUUCGCAUACCAUUUUCAUAUAUAGUCGAAUCCUCCAAGUUUCGUCCAUGGCUGACACGGGCUACGCUUUUCGGGUCUUCGAUCAGAUUGAGCACCCAAAUUCAUUUAUGUGGAACACUCUCAUCAGGGGAUGUGCCCGUAGCGUUAAUCAUAAACAGCAGGCCAUACAACUCUACUGUAAGAUGUUAGAAGAAGGAAUUGUUAAGCCAGAUAAAUAUACUUAUCCAUUUGUUCUUAAAGCUUGUGCUUACUUGUUUUCCCUUUCCCAAGGGGAACAGUUACAGGCCCAGGUUAUAAAAUCUGGGUUAGGUUCGGACGUUUAUAUAAGCAACAGUUUGAUUCAUUUCUAUGCCUCUUGCGGACAUUUAGAAUUAGCUCAUAAAGUGUUUGAGAAAAUGUCCGUGAGAAGUUUGGUAUCUUGGAACGCAAUAAUUGAUGCAUUUGUUCAAUUUGGUGAGUUUGAAAACGCGUUGAAAUUAUUUAGGGAGAUGCAGAACAUGUUUGAACCUGAUGGGUAUACAAUGCAGAGCAUUAUAAAUUCCUGUGCUGGAAUUGGUGCGCUGUCUUUAGGAAUGUGGGCUCAUUCUUAUAUAUUAAGUAUGCCUGAUCCAACUAUAGCCAGCGAUAUCUUGGUUGCCUCUCACUUGAUAUAUAUGUAUUGCAAAUGUGGAUCCUUGGAAAUUGCUCAGCAGGUCUUUGAAAGAAUGCCUAGCCGUGAUAUAACUUCGUGGAAUUCAAUGAUUUUAGGAUAUGCUAUGCAUGGGCAGGCUAAGGCAGCUUUGGAAUGUUUUGCUCGCUUGAUCAAAACAGAGAGUUUUAAUCCCAAUCCGAUCACGUUUGUUGGCGUUUUGAGUGCAUGUAAUCACGCAGGCAUUGUUAGUGAGGGGCUUAAGUAUUUCGAACUGAUGGUGAAAGAGUACAAGAUUCAACCCCAACUAGAGCAUUACGGUUGCCUAGUUGAUCUUCUGGCUCGUGCUGGUUUCAUAAAUGAAGCUCUGAAUUUUGUGACUAAUAUGCCAAUGAAACCCGAUGCUGUAAUCUGGAGGAGUCUACUCAAUGCUUGUAGCAAGCAACGGGCAAGUGUUGAGCUCAGUGAAAAAGUAGCCAGACAGAUCCUAGAGUCUGAAGGAGCUGCUUCAAGUGGCGUUUACGUCCUUAUGUCAAGAGUCUAUGCAUCAGCAAGCCGUUGGGAUGAUGUUGGAUUGGUGAGGAAAUUGAUGACAGAAGAAGGUAUAGCGAAAGAGCCGGGAUGUAGUUUAAUUGAGGUUGAUGGAAUUACUCAUGAAUUUUUUGCUGGGGAUUCAUCUCAUCCUGAAUGUAAAGAAAUAUAUCGGUUUCUGGAUGUUAUUAAAGAACGACUCGAGUUAAUGAGAUAUUCACCAGACUUUUCACAGGCGCCUCUGGUUAAUGAGGGGGGCGAUACAAAGCAACACUCUCUAGACUUGCAUAGCGAGAGAAUUGCUCUUGCUUUCGGGCUUCUAAAGUUAAAACCAGGCAUCCCAGUACGCAUAUUUAAGAACCUUAGAGUAUGCAAUGAUUGCCACACGGUAUUCAAAUUGAUUUCCAGUGCAUUUAAUGUGGACAUUAUCAUGAGAGACCGUGCUAGGUUCCAUCACUUUAGUCAUGGCACCUGUUCCUGCAUGGACUAUUGGUGAAUCAUUCGCUGUUUUUUUUGGAUCAAAUAUUGCCUAUAUGUUCGUUACUUGAAAUUGAAAGUUUUAAAAAUGAAUAAAACUCUGUGCAUUGGAAUUCUUUUUCC